Molecule: messenger RNA, 2763 nt
Organism: Myxocyprinus asiaticus (Chinese sucker)
Lineage: Eukaryota; Metazoa; Chordata; Actinopteri; Cypriniformes; Catostomidae
Product: dual specificity protein phosphatase CDC14A-like
Exons: 15
Coding region: 310-1848 (512 amino acids)
Biological process (GO): protein dephosphorylation; microtubule cytoskeleton organization; positive regulation of cytokinesis
Cellular component (GO): centrosome; nucleolus; mitotic spindle
Molecular function (GO): protein serine/threonine phosphatase activity; protein tyrosine/serine/threonine phosphatase activity
Source: RefSeq, a predicted model, not a curated record
AGGAGUGAGCCGAGAGAGAGAUCAGUGGCGUAGUGUUACAUUAUUACAUUGUUACAUUGUUACAUUAAACGGAUGCUUUGUAAAUGCGUUUUUCAUUUAUUCCGGUGCAACAAAAAUGGAACAAGUAUAAACUUGGAACAAGAAAAAUUACUGAAUGUAGUGUUCGUUUCAGUUUAUAGGAUUUAGUGUAAUUUAUGCAUAAAUUGUCGACACACAUGUAAAUGUUUUGUUUGAAUGUGUAAAUGUGCGUUCGCUUUAGACUAGUGUAAAGUCUCAUUUCACCCACCUGAGAAUUAAUAGGUUAAAAUAAUGCACCGGAACAACGUGUAUAAAGAAAACUGUGAUCUGCACAACUGCAUUGAGUUCAUUAAAGAUCAUCUAUAUUUUGGUAUUCUUCAUCAGAAGGUCAAGAGUUCACCUGACAGACAUUGUUUCUGCAUUGAUGAAGAGCUCUCAUAUGAAAACUUCUACGCGGACUUUGGCCCACUCAACCUGGCCAUGUUUUAUCGCUUUUGUUGCAAACUCAACAAGAAGCUGAAGUCUUGUGCUCAUGCAAAGAAGAAAAUAGUGUUUUACACCUGUGGCGACAGGAAGAAACAAGCCAAUGCUGCGUAUUUGAUCGGCUCUUAUGCUGUCUUGCAUCUACAGAAAACACCAGAGGAAGCUUACAGUCUUCUAGUCUCUCAAAAUGCAUCCUAUCUUCCUUUUAGAGAUGCAUCUUUUGGAACUUGCAUGUUCAAUCUGAAUAUUCUUGACUGUCUACGGGCCAUUCACAAGGCGCUGCAGUUCGGCUGGUUGGAUUUCUCACAGUUUGAUGUGGAAGAAUAUGAACAUUAUGAGAGGGCAGAGAAUGGAGAUUUCAACUGGAUUAUUCCAGGGAAGUUCUUGGCUUUCAGCGGUCCUCAUCCAAAGAGUAAAAUCGAGAAUGGAUACCCUCUUCAUGCCCCGGAAGCGUACUUCCCCUACUUCAGAAAGCAUAACAUCACCACCAUCAUCCGGCUCAAUAAGAAAAUGUACGAUGCCAAGCGUUUCACAGACAUGGGCUUCAAACACCAUGACCUGUUCUUUGUGGAUGGUAGCACGCCCAAUGAUGUCAUCGUCACCAAGUUCCUAAACAUCUGUGAGAAUGCUGAUGGGGCAAUCGCGGUCCACUGUAAAGCUGGUCUGGGUCGAACAGGAACCCUCAUCGCCUGUUACAUGAUGAAACACUUCAGACUGACGGCAGCUGAAGCCAUCGCAUGGAUCAGAAUCUGCAGGCCCGGAUCAGUCAUUGGACCUCAACAGAACUUCACUGAACAGAAGCAGUCCAGUCUGUGGGCAGAGGGUGAUGUGUAUCGGCAAAAGAUAAAUGAGCAGGAAAAUGGCACGAGUAAAACAGAAGUGGCUGGAAUCUUGUCUGGAGUUGAAGAUAUCUCCAUCAAUGGAACGAACAAGAAUAUCUCACCGAGGAGAACAACCACUGAAACACACACUGAGGAAGAGGAAGAGGAAUGUGGAGGUCUUACACAAGGCGACAAACUAAGAGCGCUGAAGAGUAAGAGGCAGUCCAGAGUGUCCACCGGUUCAUUAUCCUCCGAUAAAAGGAAAAGGACCAGAGCUUCGCUUGGAUCCAACAGGACCAGUAGCUCGUUGUUACAGUCAAGACUUGCAAAGUCUUUAGGCAACUUGCACGUAAUGGCCUGUGAAAACGACCAUGUGUUCUCUGAAGUUAACGCCGCCUCUAUGGCCAACAGUAAUUUCAACAAGCAGUCGAACUUAAAGCACUUAAACCCAGUUGCUACCCAGAGGGCGUCCUCUGCCGUUUCAAAGCAACACUAUGGUCACAGUCUGAGUUUACUCAGCUCAUAACUCCAUCUCCAAAGCUCGCGCUCCGCUUCUGCGCUGAAAACGGCUGUGGACCCAGAAAAGACCAGCGUCAUCUAGACUGCACUAAUAUUCUUCUUGUUUUAUUUCUUAUGGUUUACAUAUUUUGUCUAAGCAGUCUUCUAUGUACAUCAAAAAGGAAUCUGUUUUGAUGGGAAAAGUCCUCAAAUGUUAAUCAUUUGUAUUUGAGAAAACAAAUCUUUUUAAAUCUGAGAGAGCUUUAAAAUGCUUAAGUCUUCUUUUUAUGCCAGUGUACAUAUCAUGCAUUUCAGAAUGCUGCUUUAGCUAUUAUGUUACUAAACCUGUAAUAAUAUUUUAAAAAUAAUGUACCUAAUACUUUAUCUACGUUACCCUACAACCAUGUGACAUACUGUAGAUCUAAUGUGAAGCUCUUUGUUUGAAACAUACUGUGGUAACCAUGACUGAAAUCUGUAUAUAGGCUUAAAUUUAAUAGACAAAGUUUUUUUUAGUUUUUUUUUUCAUGUAAAUACUGCAUACAUUUAUUUUGAUGAAAGACUGAAUUUAAAUCAUGAUUAUUUCACUUAUACAGUAUAUAUAACAGGAAAGGAUUUGAAUCAUACCCUUUCAAUAAAUCCUUUCUGCUGUUGCAAAUGUGGUUAAUGAAUGAACAUCAUUACACAGGUUUAUCGAAUUAAUCGGAGUUUAACCAGAUUUGUUAAGAUAUUUAACAGCAGUAAAAUCUGGGCGACAGCACUAAAUCUUGCUACAUAAGAUGAACUAGGCCUACUCUCCUACUGAAAAAGCCUGCAACUUGGAUUUCAUCCAAGUUACAUUAUAUAGCGUUUUAAAAAGAGCCCAGAUUAAAAUAAAGAUGUAUACUGAGAUGUAAAUGUGUACAACUAAACAAAGAGGGAGUGAAUAGAACGUUCAAUUCGUUCU